Messenger RNA from Fusarium redolens, 720 nucleotides. RefSeq lists its product as uncharacterized. The transcript has a single exon. The coding region runs from base 223 to 621 and encodes 132 amino acids. Lineage: Eukaryota; Fungi; Ascomycota; Sordariomycetes; Hypocreales; Nectriaceae. The record is from RefSeq and is a predicted model, not a curated record.
ACGCUUGAGUCUCCUUAAUCUGGGUAUGUUUUAUUCUUGUUUCCUCAGUAUCCAUACUGUUCUUAUCCUUGCAAGGUCCCUGAACUAACAUCUAUCGUACUUAUAGAGCAGAGCGGGAACAAGUUAUACGUCCCGGUCGAACAGCCAACAACCUCAAUUUCUGCUGCUGCUCCCGCUCCUACCUCUUCCAGUGUUGCUUCGAAUCCAGUUCCCGAUGAGACCAUGCAAUUAGACGAUUCCAAACAUAAAGUAUAUAUCUACAAUAUGGAUGAUGAACUCUCCUCCGAUAGCGAAAGCGAUGACCCGGGCAAGCUUGUCUUCCUACCAGAUAUCGAAAAGCAUCUGCGCGCGAAUCGCAUCCCUCCAUCAGUACUAGCCAACAGCGAGGGAGAACUAGCCGGCAUGCAGGUAGUGCUGUAUAGCGAUCCCAAGUCGUUAACAGUGCCAGAGGACAAAGAUAGCGUGCGCAAGGCCAUCAUCGAGUCGAGAAAUCGCACAAGAGAGCUACAGCGGUUAGAGAGAGAGGGCAAGACGGAGGCUCCAACGAUACAAGACACCACAUUGAAUACUAGUAUUGCCACGAGUACAGACGACGAUCCAGACGCCAUGGACUUGGACUAGAGGAAGGGAAGCAUAUUUGACGCCCCAUACAUACACUUAUAUACCCAAGGCGACUGGAGUUUGGUUACUAUUGAAUUGGAAAAGAGAACCUGACGCUUG